This is a messenger RNA of Nematostella vectensis (starlet sea anemone), 2026 nucleotides long. Its product is annotated as ATP-binding cassette subfamily C member 4. Bases 677 to 1294 code for a protein of 205 amino acids. Gene Ontology annotation, biological process: transmembrane transport. NCBI's taxonomy places the organism in Eukaryota, Metazoa, Cnidaria, Anthozoa, Actiniaria, Edwardsiidae. The transcript is spliced from 3 exons. The record is from RefSeq and is a predicted model, not a curated record. Gene Ontology annotation, molecular function: ATP binding; ABC-type transporter activity; ATP hydrolysis activity. Gene Ontology annotation, cellular component: membrane.
GAUUUUUCUUAAACAGAGCGAUGUAUGUUCGAACUAAAUGUGUUUUGUUGAGAAAACCCUAGAGUAGCUCGUAUUUUUAUCCGUAAGCAAACAACUUGAUGCGUAGGUGAACCGACUCUUGAUGCAUGGGCGCGCAUACUUUUAUAGACAAAGGCGAUAAAACGACGUCGGCGUCGUAUUAUCGACGCCCACGUCGACGUAAACAACCUCCUCUCUUCCUCUUAAUUCACCCUUGAAAGAGAAAACAAGAGUUGUACAAAGGACGGGCAAUAGGGUGUAGAUAAUAUCAAUUUACUUUUUAAGUCUAAAAUGAGGAAGAGUAAAUAGCCACCCCAGCCAUUAAAAAUUCCCUGAAUUUGCCCUUGAAGUAAACAUUAUGACAUCGCAGAUUUCAUCCUCUAGUGAGUCUCCCUUAUUGGUCCAAACUGGUGGCUUUCACGUCUAUCCAGCAUGCCACGCACAUAGCAGAAAAGCAGCCUUACCCUCGGCAUCUAUGGUACUAUUAUCGGAUGUACAGUCCUCUUCAUAAGCACCCGUGCCUUUCUCUUCUUCAACGCAGCUCUGAACUCGUCGUGCAAUCUUCAUUACACAAUGGUCACGGCUAUCAUCCGCCCUGUUCUUCGACACAAACCCAAUUGGUCGGAUACUCAACCGAUUGUCUCGUGAUAUUGCGUGUAUGGACGACCUUCUACCAAAUGACGUCUACCGCUCGUUUUCUUUGUGCUUGUUCUCGCUGUCCGCCUUGAUUCUUCCUGCGGGCACUAACGUUUGGUUGACCUUAGCUGUUGUGCCGCUAAUUGGUAUCUAUGUCUAUCUUGGGAGGUACUUUUUGCGCUCCUCACGAGAACUUAAGAGGCUUGAGUCAGUGAGAUGCAGCCCGGUGUAUUCGCAUAUCGCUGAAACAAUUAACGGCAUUGAAGUGGUACGCACUUCAAACAUACGCACGGUGCGCAAGGCAUUAGCAGUGAUUACCCAGAAUCCCGUGCUUUUCAGCGAAAGCCUUAGGGAGAAUUUGGAUCCUGAUCAUCGCUAUGAGGACCAGGAGAUCUGGACAGUGUUAAAAGAGGUACAACUUGUAAGCUUUGUACAGAGGCUGCCCGACGCUCUGUAUUACCAAGUAGGGGAGGGAGGGACAAAUUUUAGUGUCGGUCAACGGCAGCUCCUGUGUCUUGCACGCGCACUUCUGCAGAAAUGCAAGAUCCUAGUGCUGGACGAAGCGACUGCUAAUGUGGACUACAGGACAGAUAGACUUAUACAAGAGGUAAUGUGCCUAAGAAAGCAUAACGUCUUCUGAACUUCAGCUGUUUUAGCAUCGGCUGUUCAAUAUAGAAUGAAACAGGGGCAAAGGAGUAGCUGACUUGGGCACUAUAAGAAUGUCGUUGGUAUAUGGUCUACACCAUAUUCCCAUACCACAGGGUAACAUGAAACAAUGCAUGUGAAGAUAAAGAACAAUAAUGUACAUGUCAAUUGGCCUAGUCCCAAGCAGUUUAAAUACCUUUAAGAACAGGUUUUCCUGUGGAUGGUAAAAGUGUGACGUCACAGGAAACCAUCUUUCCGGGCGAGCUCGUCCCAGACUUCAAGCUGUCUCACGGUUCAUUGAUAAAGACAGGAAACCCAGUCGGAAUGCCUAGGGCUAUGCUGCUUAUGUCAAUAUGGCAUUACUGUUUGAAGGAUUUAGACUCAAGGCUAAAUCACAAUCGCAAAUAAAAUAAUCUCUUACGAAGCCAGGAAGAAUAAAGGUCUGUUUGCAAGUAUGAUGAAAAAUAGCACCCAUGAGAACAUGGGGAUAAGUGAGGAGUGAGAACAAAGGACAAAUACUUGAACUUAAGACAUCAUGUGACUCAGGUUGGAGCCCUAAACGAGAACUUGAAAAAAGGGUGGGUACUUCAACUGAAAAAAAUGUACAGUAUAAAAUGUAUUUCUUUUCCCACCACACAUUAGAAAGAUAGUAUGCCAAAAUAUAUAAGACAGUGAAGAGAUCAAUUGCAAAUAUAUGUAUAGUAAAAUAAAGUUUUCUAAAAAACAA